Molecule: messenger RNA, 357 nt
Organism: Pediculus humanus corporis (human body louse)
Lineage: Eukaryota; Metazoa; Arthropoda; Insecta; Psocodea; Pediculidae
Exons: 2
Coding region: 1-357 (118 amino acids)
Source: RefSeq, a predicted model, not a curated record
AUGCCGAUUUGUUUCAAAUGUCACGAAGCCGUUCAAUGCGCAGCCAAAGACAACAUAAUGAAAAAAAAAACAAUAUUGGAAAAAAAAUAUGGAGCGAAUUCGGAUGAAGCGAAAAGUAAAAUCAUAUCCGAUCCAUUUAUAUUCAUGUGGAUCCCCGGUCCCGAAGAUCCACCACCGCAACCCAAAUGUUACACGAAUCCAUAUAAACCGGAAUAUGAUUUGACGAUUGAUAUGUUGACGGGAAAAGGAGAAUUUAAACAAAGGAAAUAUCCUAUACCGAAAUAUUUAAGAAGAUAUGAUGAAACAAACACGGAUAUUGACGGAAACGUUAAUUUAAUUUUCUUUUUUUUAUUUUGA